Molecule: messenger RNA, 546 nt
Organism: Oldenlandia corymbosa var. corymbosa
Lineage: Eukaryota; Viridiplantae; Streptophyta; Magnoliopsida; Gentianales; Rubiaceae
Source: the annotation of a GenBank genome assembly
AUGGCAACAAUGAACAGUGAAAGUAGCAAUAACAGCAAUACUGCCCAGACAAGGGUUCCUGUAUCGUCAAAGCAGCCACUUCAAACUGCAAAGAGCGUCGAUACUCAAUCUGUUCUCAAACGGUUGCAAUCAGAACUUAUGGCACUAAUGAUGAGUGGUGAAGAAGGAAUAUCUGCUUUCCCUGAGGAAGACAACAUCUUUUGCUGGAAAGGAACAAUCACCGGUAGCAAAGAUACAGUCUUUGAAGGAACAGAAUAUAAGCUCUCUCUAACCUUUCCAGCUGAUUAUCCAUUUAAGCCUCCAAAGGUUAAGUUCGAGACUGGCUGCUUUCAUCCAAAUGUUGAUGUAUAUGGCAAUAUCUGUUUGGACAUACUCCAGGAUAAAUGGUCCUCAGCAUAUGACACGAGGACCAUUCUUCUCUCCAUUCAAAGCCUGCUUGGAGAGCCCAACAUAAGCUCACCUUUGAACAAUCAAGCAGCCGCACUUUGGGCUAAUCAAGAAGAGUAUAGGAAGAUGGUGGAGAAGUUAUACAAACCCGCUUCUUAG